Messenger RNA from Triticum turgidum subsp. durum (durum wheat), 2565 nucleotides. NCBI's taxonomy places the organism in Eukaryota, Viridiplantae, Streptophyta, Magnoliopsida, Poales, Poaceae. The record is from the annotation of a GenBank genome assembly.
AUGGAGGAGUCCGGGGAGGCGAGCAUCGGGCCCUUCAGGAUCGGCCCGUCGACGCUCUUCGGCCGGGGCGCCGCGCUCCGCGUGCUCCUGCUCAGCUCGCUCUGGCGUCUGCGUGCCCGCGCGCGCACCGCGACGCGCGCCGCGCUCUCGCGUGCGCGCGGGGCCGCGCUGCCCAUGGCCGCGUCCUGGCUGCACCUCAGGAACACCCACGGCGUCCUCCUCGCGGUCGUGCUCCUCGGGCUGCUCCUCAGGAAGCUCUCCGGGGCGCGCUCGCGGCUGGCGCUGGCGCGCCGGCGUCAGCUCUGCAAGAGCGCGAUGCGGUACGCGGGGACGUACGAGGAGUGGGUGCGCGCCGCCAAGGUGCUCGACAGAAUGUCCGACCAGGUCAAUGAGUCGGACUUCUACGACGUUGAGCUCAUCGGGAGCAGGCUCGACGAGCUCCGGCGGCGGAGGGAGGAGGGAUCGCUCCGGGACGUGGUCUUCUGCAUGCGCGGCGAUCUCGUCAGGAACUUGGGGAACAUGUGUAAUCCUGAGCUGCACAAAGGCAGGUUGGAGGUGCCUAGACUUAUAAAAGAUUUCAUUGAUGAGGUUUCAACUCAAUUGAAAAUGGUUUGUGAAUCCGAUACGGAUGAGUUACUUUUGGAGGAGAAGCUUGCCUUUGUUCAGGAAACCAGACACGCCUUUGGAAGGACUGCACUACUCUUAAGUGGGGGUGCUUCACUAGGUUCCUUCCAUGUAGGUGUAGUGAAAACUUUGGUUGAACAUAAGCUUCUGCCUCGGAUAGUCGCAGGAUCAAGUGUUGGUUCCAUUAUAUGCUCAAUUGUCGCUACCCGGACAUGGCCUGAGAUUGAGAGCUUCUUCAUAGACUCGUUACAGAUCUUGAAGUUCUUUGAUAGGAUAGGUGGAGUUUUUGCUGUGACGAAACGGGUUAUGACUUAUGGUGCACUUCAUGACAUUAGCCAGAUGCAAAGGCUUUUGAGGGAUCUCACAAGUAACUUAACAUUUCAAGAGGCUUAUGACAUAACUGGCCGUGUUCUUGGGGUCACUGUUUGCUCUCCUAGAAAAAAUGAGCCACCGCGCUGCCUCAACUACCUGACAUCACCACAUGUUGUCAUUUGGAGUGCUGUAACUGCCUCUUGUGCAUUCCCGGGCCUCUUUGAAGCUCAGGAGCUGAUGGCAAAGGAUAGAUUUGGCCACAUAGUACCCUUCCAUGCGCCCUUUGCCACAGAUCCAGAACAAGGUCCUGGAGCAUCAAAGCGCCGGUGGAGGGACGGAAGUCUGGAGAUGGAUUUGCCAAUGAUGCAACUGAAGGAGUUGUUCAAUGUAAAUCAUUUCAUUGUGAGCCAAACUAAUCCUCACAUCUCUCCACUCCUCCGAAUGAAGGAGAUCGUCAGAGCUUAUGGAGGCCGCUUUGCCGGAAAGCUCGCUCGACUUGCUGAGAUGGAGGUGAAGUAUCGAUGUAACCAAGUUCUAGAAAUUGGCCUCCCACUGGGAGGGCUUGCAAAGUUGUUUGCUCAGGAUUGGGAGGGUGAUGUCACCAUGGUUAUGCCAGCAACAGUAGCUCAGUACUUGAAGAUUAUACAAAACCCGACAUAUCCAGAACUCCAAAUGGCUGCCAACCAGGGUCGCAGGUGCACAUGGGAGAAGAUCUCUGCGAUCAGAGCAAACUGUGCAAUUGAACUUGCAUUGGAUGAAUCCAUAGCAGCCCUCAACCACAAACGAAGGCUAAUAAGAAGCAUUGAAAGGGCAGCAGCUUCUUCCCAGGGAUAUACCGACAAUGUUCGAGUCAAAACACCAAGGAGGGUACCAUCAUGGAGCUGCAUCAGUCGAGAGAAUUCGUCAGGAUCUCUCUCGGAAGAUCACUUCGCGGCCGCUAUUUCAUCCAAUCACCAAGGUACUAUUCGAGUCGAUGGUGCGCCAAGCACGUCUCAUCAUGUUCGUCAGAUGUCACAUGAUGGAAGUGAGAGCGAAUCAGAGACCAUCGACUUAAACUCAUGGACCAGGAGUGGUGGGCCUCUGAUGAGGACUUCAUCAGCUGACCAGUUCAUCAACUUUAUCCAGAAUCUCGAGAUUGAGUCCGAGUUCGAUGGGGUUCAUACAAUAGAGGGUGGCAAUGCAGGUAUUUUCACAGGACCCACAUUUCCUAGAGAUCCAUAUCCAACCAACAUUUCUAGAGCUACUACACCAGAUGGUCCAGAUAGAUGCACAGAGGUUUCUGAAACAGAGUCAUGCAACAAUAGCAAUACCAGCAUUGCUGUGUCUGAAGGAGAUCUGCUGCAACCUGGAAGGGCCACCAACGGGAUUCUACUUAAUUUUGUCAGAAGAGAAGAUCUGAUUGCUCGGCAUAACGGCGAUGCUGAUGUGGCCAAGAGCUCCUUACCCGAAGCAUAUGUGGACAGAACACAUUCAGAAUCGGGUGACGCCAUCUCAGCUGCUUCUAACAGCUCUGAAGAUAACAAAGAUGUCGCUGACUUGGACAAUCCCUUGGUUUCUCAUUCAGAUUUUGUAACUCCGCCUCAACCCUCGGUUGAUGAUAACAAAGACGCUAGGCUAGAUAUUGAAUAA